Puccinia triticina is the source of this 174-nucleotide messenger RNA. RefSeq lists its product as uncharacterized. Bases 1 to 174 code for a protein of 57 amino acids. Lineage: Eukaryota; Fungi; Basidiomycota; Pucciniomycetes; Pucciniales; Pucciniaceae. The record is from RefSeq and is a predicted model, not a curated record. The transcript has 3 exons.
AUGGCUCGGCUCGUCCGUCUUGCGGGUCUUUCGCCCAACGGCCUUGGUCUAUGGUAUCAUGCGAAUUCUAUGUGUCGCCGAAAAGCCCUCGAUCGCGCGUGCAGUUACCGAGAUUCUCUCAGGAAACCAAUUCACAACGCGCCAAUCACCGAACCGAUACACGAAGAAUUUUGA